AUGGCGGCUCUGGAGCUCGAGAAAGACGGUCUAAGCUUCGCCAGCGGUGCCGCUGCCAUUUUAACAGUCGCGCAAUCCUUGGCGACUGUCGUCGAUGAUGCCGUUGUGAACGGUUAUGUUCAUGGUGGAACGUAUCAUCAAUUCGAAGUCAUCCCCCAUGCCAUAGGUCUAGAGUGUCGCAUCACGGAUACAAAUGACCUAGAAAAGGUUGAAACGGCGAUUGAUGAGAGGACCAAAUUCGUCUUCACUGAGACUAUCAGCAACCCCAAGUUCGCAGUAGCAGAUUUGGAAGGUCUUUCAGCUAUUACCCGACGUGCAAAGAUUCCUCUAAUCGUGGAUGCUAGCUUUUCAGCUGCUGGCUUCUUCUGCCAGCCAGCCAGAUUUGGUGUCGAUAUCGUCAUCAACUCAGCUACCAAAUAUAUCGGUGGUCAUGGAACGACGUUGGGGGGGAGUUGUCAUUGA
Fusarium odoratissimum NRRL 54006 is the source of this 462-nucleotide messenger RNA. RefSeq lists its product as uncharacterized. Lineage: Eukaryota; Fungi; Ascomycota; Sordariomycetes; Hypocreales; Nectriaceae. Gene Ontology annotation, biological process: transsulfuration. The transcript has a single exon. The record is from RefSeq and is a predicted model, not a curated record. Bases 1 to 462 code for a protein of 153 amino acids. Gene Ontology annotation, molecular function: transferase activity, transferring alkyl or aryl (other than methyl) groups; pyridoxal phosphate binding.